GCGAACACGGCCGCGCUGCAUGCAACCUUCUUCCCGCGUAUGGUGCGCUUGACGCCUCCACAUGGGCUGGCCCUCUGCCCUCUUGCGGCCCUAGUCCGCGCUCCUCAGGCACUCAGCGCUCGCUCCUGGUGACAUGACUGAGAUAUGUUACUCACUCGGUGCCACUGUGAUCAGAAAAUAGUGAUACGAAUGAUUUGUGAGGGUAUUGUCACCUGCCACUGACUAUGACGAAGAGAUUGAGAGUGCAGGAGGCAGGCAGGGGAGCCCUGCUCAUCACAUACCUGCUAAUGUGGGCGGCAGGAGGGGUAUUAGGCAUGACAGCAGAAGGCCCUGUGGUUCUCAGCACCCCCAGUGGUAAACUCCGGGGGGAGCGGUACACGUUGGCCGACGGGUCCAGAGGCAUGAGGUUCCUUGGCAUCCCCUACGCCCGUCCGCCCAUUGGACCUCUGCGCUUCACCGCCCCGGAGGAGGCGGUACCCUGGGAAGGGGUGCUGGAUGCGCGCCAGUUUGGCGCGAUGUGUUACCAGCCGCUGGAGAACGAUGUGUGGGACACCGUCGAGUCCAAUGUUGACAUCGACCACCUCGAGGACCAGCUGAGGAAGGCUCUGGCGAUGGAGCUCGGGGAAGAACUGCACGAGGAGGAAGUGGAGGAGCUGGAAGACGAAGUGAGAAAGACGGUGGAGGAGGCACAGAGACUGAAAAAGAAGAUAAAGGAUAAGGAAUGCCGAGAGGUGGAAGUGGACGUGGCGAGGCCUGAGUGUUUGGAGUGGAAUCUUGACGUUAGGGUGUCAGGAGACGUGGAAGUGUUUCGGACGAGUAGGCAAAACGUGGCCUCACAGACGCUAAGUGACGCUAGAAGCGAGAGUAGUAAUAGUUCUCAUUUAAGUGACAAAUCCAGUAGUGACGAAACACGUUAUAAUAAUAAAGAUAUGUUGUUGUUGAGAAGACUAAGAAAUAUAAAAAGUUCAGAUAAAGAUCUUUCUGAGACCCCAGAGCCCGUGAUGGCAAUAAGUGCGCAUAUAGACGGCGUCUCCGGCUCCUUCCCAACAGCGUCGCAGAAGAUCAACGAGAGCGUCAAAGAAAAAGACACACUAGACAAGAUUGACCCUCUGGUGAGACGGAAGGAUCCCUUCAAGGAGGAGAGACCGUCGGGGACUCAGGAGACGAAGCCCGAGAGGGAGUCGUCGAGCAGGAACGCCAGCAGGAGCGACGGCCCACAAGAACACAGAGAGUACCUCUAUAUGGAGCAGAAACAUAUUGGGGAAUACCACAUGUCCGAAGACUGUCUCACCCUUAACGUCUACACGCCGAUCCUAGAAGGCGCCGGCAGCGGUGGCGGCGGCGGACGGUGGCGGGGGAUCAACACCACUAUGCCCGUCCUGCUCUUCAUUCACGGCGGCUCGUUCUUCUCCAACGGCGGCCGCCUCUACCCGGGGGAGAAGCUCGCCUCUGAGGGCAUUGUCGUCGUCACCAUCAACUACCGCCUCGGCCCCUUCGGGUUCUUGUCAACGGGGGACUCGUCGUCCCUGGGCAACUGGGGGCUGCUGGACCAGCGCCUGGCCAUGCUCUGGGUCCGCCGCCACGCCACCUCCUUCGGCGCGCACCAGGACAAGUUGGUGCUGGUGGGCAACUCCGCCGGCGCCGCCUCCGUCCUCCUCCACCUUGUGUCUCCACUUUCCCAGGGGCUGUUCACGCGGGCGGUGGCCAUGUCUGGGUGCUCGCUGGCCCCGUGGUCCCUCCAGGCGCGCCCACACCACUUCGCCCAGAAGCUGGCGGGAGACGUGGGAUGUCCACAGACCCCGUCUCAAGACCUGGUGGACUGUCUCAGGCUCACUGACGCCCACACCAUCAACCAGGUAUACGAGAAGAACAACGUACAGGACGGGUUAUGGCUGGCCUUCGCCCCAGUGGUGGAGGGCGACCUGCCGGGCGUGUUCCUGCCGAAGGCCCCGAGGAGAGUGCUGGAGGAGGGCCUGGUGCCCGCCACGCCUCUCAUCAUGACCCUCACCAGGGAUGAAGUUUCCAUCUGGUUCAGGAAAAGAAGCAACCAUAUCAGCCUAAGCGACGCAGAGAACUGGAUAGACAUGUUAAUGCAACAGAAGUUCCCCGAGCUGGAGCCGCUGCCCCUGGCGGCCGUGAUGCACGCCGUCAGAGCCUCCUACCUCUACCGUCACGGCUACUACAACACGCCUACAGUCCGGCACCCCAUGGUACCCAUCAAGGUCAUGGCCGAGUUGAUCUCUGACCUUGGUCUGCGGGUGCCGUGUGUGGAGGAGGCGGGGCUGCUGAGUCGCUGGACCAACCUCUACUUCGCUGAGUUCUCCUACUCCUCUCCGGACGAUGUGCGCGUAGGCGACCAGAAGUGGAUAGGAUCGUACCAUGAGAGCGACCUGCAGUUCAUGUUUGGCCAACCAUUUCUGGGUUUGGUCAACACCCUACGAGGCCCACACGACCGCUCCGUCGCCACCACCAUCAUGAGGCUCUUCGUCUCCUUUGCCCACACCGGCAGCGUGCCGGAGAUGCGAGGACUAGAGUGGCCGGUUUACAACCAGAGCCACCUGGUCCACCUGGAGAUGAGUGACAGCCUCUCGCUCAGCAACAACCUCGUCCUCCACAGGCUGUGCUUCUGGCAACGGUUCAUCCCCCUCAUGACAGCGUGGCCAAUGAAGGCCCCGAAGGACAAGAGCAGCAUAUCGCCGCCCAUCACCACGCCCACGCCCACACUGCUCGUCCUCCUCCUGCUGCUGCUGCUGCUGCUGCUGCCACUUCUUCACCAUGCUCGGACCUAGAGCACCACCACCAAGUCAUCCCCCCAAUCGCCCUACACCCACUACCUACCUCCACUAUCCUCACCCAUCUUGUUACAUUUAUAUAAAUUUUAUCUUAUUGAUCAAUUUUGUAGUAACUAUAGACAGAGACGG
Molecule: messenger RNA, 2921 nt
Organism: Procambarus clarkii (red swamp crayfish)
Lineage: Eukaryota; Metazoa; Arthropoda; Malacostraca; Decapoda; Cambaridae
Source: RefSeq, a predicted model, not a curated record